Molecule: messenger RNA, 1584 nt
Organism: Charadrius vociferus (killdeer)
Lineage: Eukaryota; Metazoa; Chordata; Aves; Charadriiformes; Charadriidae
Gene: SLC4A1AP
Product: solute carrier family 4 (anion exchanger), member 1, adaptor protein
Exons: 13
Source: RefSeq, a predicted model, not a curated record
AUGUUUACCGCAGGUCACCUAUUGUCCUCGGAGCCCAGAAGGUGGCUACCAAACACUGUGUUACUGUUUGUGACCUAGGGACCUGAAGAGGACCAGGAGUCUGAGUCGGAACUAACUGUGACACAACUGAAGGCACUGCGUAAGCAGCAGCAAGCAAAACUAGAAAAGACAAUGUUGGGAGAAGACUCUGAUGAAGAAGAGGAAAAAGAGGAGAGAAGAAGUGAGAAGAGUCAGAACAGUGAUAUGAGCUGCUCGUGGGGAAUGGGGGAGGAUGCUGAGGAAGAUGACGUUGAAGAAAACCCUAUUGCUAUUGAUUUUCAGGAUGUACAAGAUGCCUUCUAUAUGAAAGAUCCUAGAAAGGCCUUACAGGGCUUUUUUGACAGAGAAGGAGAAGAGUUAGAAUACGAAUAUGAUGAUCGUGGGCACAAUAGCUGGUUAUGCAGGAUCAAGUUGCCUGUGGAUGAUGCAUCAGGGAAGCAGCUGGUGGCAGAGGUUCUCCAUUCAGGAAAGAAGAAGGAAGCAAUGAUACAGUGCGCACUGGAAGCUUGCAGGCUACUCGAUGCUCGAGGAGUAUUGAGGCAAGAAGCAGUAUCCCGAAAAAGGAAAUCAAAGAACUGGGAGGAUGAGGAUUUUUAUGACAGUGAUGAUGACACCUUCCUUGAUCGAACUGGUGCUGUAGAAAAGAAACGACUGAACAGAAUGAAAAAAGCUGGUAAAAUAGAAGAAAAACCAGAGACUUAUGACUCCCUGGUCACAAAGCUAAAGGAAGCUGAAAAUGAGCUUUCUGAGAUAACAGAGAAACUGAAGGCCUCAGGGAAAGCCCAAUCCCAGCCAGCAGCUCAAGAUUCCUUGGACGAAUUCAUGACCGAAAUAAAAUCAGGAUGCACCUUAGACAGCGUGGCACGAAAGAAGCUUCACUUGCGGUCAUUUGAACUGAAGAAAGAGCAGCAGAGACUGAAAGGGUUAAUAAAGCUUGUCAAACCUGCAGAACUGCCUGAGCUGAAGCCCCACGGGAGUUACGGUCAGGAAGCAGAGAGCAAGCCUAAAAAGAUUACCCUUCCUCUCUUUGGUGCAAUGAAGGGGGGGAGCAAAUUCAAGCUGAAAACUGGAAGCCUAGGGAAGCUGCCUGUUAAGCGUCCAGACAUCCCUGAAAGCUUGUUAAAAAUGAAAGAUGAUGGACCAGAGGAGGAGGAAGAGGAAGAAGAGGAAGAAAUGGAGGAGGAGCAAGAAGUAGGUGCAAUAAGCAGCAGAGCGUCAAACCUGGAGAUGAAAAUGACAACAGAGGAAGAAACAGGAAAAGAAAUUAAUGCUGCUGAUGAUUCUCCUUGCGAUAACAAGAAUCUAGAAUCCCUUCAGGAUGGUAAACUAUUGGAUUUGAUUUUUCCAGGGUUCAUUUUCUGCCUGAGCCAAAGAUACUACGGAAUAAAUCUCAAUUGGGACCCUCACAAGAGAAAUCUCAAGGUCCAACAACCUUUUUUUUCCUCGCAGUACCCAGAUGAUGACCCAGACUACUGCAUAUGGGUUCCUCCUGCAGGUCAAAGCGGUGAUGGCAAGACUCAUCUCAAUGAAAAAUAUGGCUAUUAA